AUGGGCACCGCCGCAAAGCCCCCUCCCUUCGUCUGCUUCAAGUGGCCUUGGGGCCCUAGCCUUAAUGGGAGCCCUAGCGCCAGCCCAAGCCCCUGCGGCGACCUCGAGCGCCCCUGGCUCUUCAAGUCUAUCUCCACCGUCGCGCAAGGCCUCGCCAUCGCCGGUGACAUCCCCUCCGCUUCCAGUGGAAGCGGAGGUCAUGGGGCGAGGUUGUGGAAGCGUCACCCGGGCACCGCGCCGAUGGAGGCGGACCGCGGGGACGCGGAGCAGCGGGCGCUGGCGGCGGCGCUGGUGAGCGCGAGGGCGACCACGGUGCUGGAGUUCUACUCGCCGCGCUGCCGCCUCUGCUCAUCGCUGCAAGGCCUCGUGCGCGAGCUCGAGGAUGGUGGCAAUGCAUCUGCGAGCUUUGUGCUCGCCGACGCCGAAGACGACCGGUGGCUCCCGGAGCUUCUGCAUUAUGAUGUCAGACAUGUUCCUUGUUUUGUGCUCCUGGACAAGAAUGGUAGAGCCCUAGCGAAAACCGGAGUUCCAACUAGCAGGCAGCAUGUUAUCGCUGGCCUUCAUCAUCUUCUUAACAUGAAGCAACCAUCUGGGCAGUACGGAAAGAUUAUAAGUCUUUCUAGAGAUUUCACUAUGGACUACAUACGGAUGUAUGUAGACGUAGUUUAG
Molecule: messenger RNA, 669 nt
Organism: Triticum turgidum subsp. durum (durum wheat)
Lineage: Eukaryota; Viridiplantae; Streptophyta; Magnoliopsida; Poales; Poaceae
Source: the annotation of a GenBank genome assembly